This is a messenger RNA of Spodoptera exigua (beet armyworm), 1303 nucleotides long. NCBI's taxonomy places the organism in Eukaryota, Metazoa, Arthropoda, Insecta, Lepidoptera, Noctuidae. The record is from the annotation of a GenBank genome assembly.
CGAUUUCAGGUUAAUUGUUUUAAGUUUUGUUAAAUAUUAACAACAAUGCGGCUAUCACAAGUAUUAAGUCGACAACACAUUGACUUUAUGUUCAAGAAACAUUGGCGGGUACAAGGCAAACGCGUGCCCAUUGAUACUGGACUCGAGGAACAGUUAAAAGCUAAAGGUAUUCAGUUUGAAGAUGCUCUUGAAUUCGUCAAAGGAAAACCUGUAGAACACGAACGACUCAAUAUAGUAGGGCCCUAUGAAAGGCCAUUACCCCUCGAUGAAAAUCACCCUGAUUACAAGGAACAGCCAUGUUUCACCCUAAGAAAUACAAAUGUGCUACUAGAAGGGAUAUCACAAGCGCAAGUACUCACUAAAACUAUAAUAGCAGAAAAUAAACUGCCACCUAAGAUUGAGGAAUUGGCAGAAGUGCCAGCUCCUUCAGCUAUUCACGAAAACAUUAAGAAAGCCAUUCUAUCAGCUAAUGUAUUUGACUGUGAACAAAAGAAGUUGUCUAAGAUAAAAGAUCCUGAAAGACCAGCUUAUAACUUUCCCAGAGUAUUGGGUAUCACAGAUAGAAGGCGCAAUGAAAUCCUGACAAACAAAUUGGUGCAACUGGUGGAAAAGAGCAGUGACAGUGAGGUAACACUGUCCAGAUACAUCCUCAAUGAUGUUGAAAGCAAAUCUGUAUUUGAGAAGGAAGAUGACCUGAUACAGUUUCAAGAUAUUUCUCACAUCCUGGUGACAAGCAACAAACCUGUAAAACAUGAUGUAGAGAGCAAUGUCACAUUCAAUGAGAUUCCGGAUCUGCAUCCCAUUAAACACACUGUAACAUUACCACCUGAACAUUUCUAUGAAUCGGAAAGCAAAUACCCAAUAAAACCUACAGUAAAUGUGCGACACCCACACACAACAUGGCUGCAUUUCAAUAAAAGUGAAGUGAGCAACAUCUAUGAGACCCCAGUCACUGAACAGCAGAUCCUUGGGAGGUCAUUGACACAUGCAUUCACUGUUGCCAGUGCUUAUGCUAAACAACUACAUGGGGAGGAUGUAAAAGACCUACCGGAACCAAUAUACAUAAAUUGCAUACAAACAGAUGGUCAAAAAUACCAUUUUGGGGUUUUGGAAUUGAACACUUUGAAUGUAGAUGGAACUGAGGGCACUAAAAACGUCUGGUACUGCAAGAACAACCUCAAACUGUAUGGCUCCAGUCGUUACUUUGGUGGAAUGCCUGUCUUAGAGAAUUAUAACAACAAAGUAUAUGGGUACAUAAAUGCUUUAUAUAACUGUUAAGCCACCAAGUUUAUCUAAUAGAGUA